AUGACCAUCACCAUUAUCACUUACAACUCCCACAUUACCUCGAGCUCAAUCACCACCACAACUACCAGCAUUAUCACCUCCACCUCCAACAUAACCACCACUUAUAUCAUCACCACCACCUCCAUCACCAUCAAAUCCACCUCAAUUACCAUCACCACCACGUCCACCUCCACCAUUAUCUCCACCUCCAUCACCACCACCUCCACCUCAAUCACCAUCACAAUCAUCACCUACACCACCAUUACCAUCAUCACCUCAAUAACCAUCACCAUCAUCACCUCCGCAUCCAUCAUCUCCACCUCAACCUCAAUCACCAUCCCCAUCACAACCACCAUCAUCAUUACCUCAACCUUCACCAUCACCUCUAUCUCCAUCACUAUCACCAUCAUUAAAACCUCAACCUCCACCAUCAUCCCCACAUCCAUCAUCAUGACCUCCACCUUCAUCACCUAA
Messenger RNA from Mya arenaria, 453 nucleotides. RefSeq lists its product as uncharacterized. The transcript has a single exon. The record is from RefSeq and is a predicted model, not a curated record. Lineage: Eukaryota; Metazoa; Mollusca; Bivalvia; Myida; Myidae. Bases 1 to 453 code for a protein of 150 amino acids.